This is a messenger RNA of Linum trigynum, 3398 nucleotides long. The record is from the annotation of a GenBank genome assembly. Lineage: Eukaryota; Viridiplantae; Streptophyta; Magnoliopsida; Malpighiales; Linaceae.
ACAGCCCAUUCAUAUUACCAGUCAUUAUUACUGCUACUGCUACCAUUACUAAGAUUAUGUCAUCUUCAUCAUCACUACCACUUCACUCAGCUGCUGCUGCAGCGGCCCAUCAGAAGAAGGCAACCUCCGGCGCAGCGGCGGAUUGUGUCUCGUCAGUAAGCUUCCCUCGCACAGUCUGGGGCAAUGGCUUCCUCGACAAAGUUGAUCUGUCCUUCCAGGCGAAAGAAAGAUACCCAAACCAUGAAGUCCUGAAAGAAGAAGUGAGGAAGAUGUUCACAAAUGAAGUAAAAAGUACUGGAGAUGAAGAGGCAAUAAUCGCCGACAAGCUGCGUCUGGUAGAUGCAGUUCAACGAUUAGGUAUUGGGUAUCACUUUGAGCCAGAGAUUGAAAAGGCACUUGAAAAAGUACAUGAUAUGGGAGGAGACUUAUUCGCUAACAUCGGUGACAAAGGCACGGAUCUCUAUCAUGCAGCUCUUAGAUUUCGGCUCCUCAGACAACAAGGAUUUCCUGCUUCGCAGGAUGGGUUUAGAAAGCUGAAGAACAGUGAAGGGAGGUUCAAGGAAUGGGUGUCGAGGGAUAGACAAGGACUGUUGAGCUUGUACGAGGCAGCACACUUGGCAUUCAAUGGAGAAGACAUAUUGGAUGAAGCCCUGAAUUUUGCGACCAAGAACCUUAAGUCAUCAUCUGUCAUCCACCACAAUACCAACCCUAAUUCAUUCCAAAAGCAAAUCGACUUUGCUCUUCGCUUUCCUGCUUGGAAAUGUGUCCCAAGAUCACUUGCUAGGCACUCAAUAGAUAUUUAUUCUGAGGAUUCUUCGCAGAAUCUAAAGCUUCUCACGUUUGCAAAGAUGGACUUCAACAUAGUCCAAAACUUGCAUCAGCAAGAGCUCCAUGAAAUCUCUGGGAUGAAUGUUGGGGCUCUUGAAGAACUACCAGAUAGGAUGAGGAAUACUUAUCGUGCCGUCCUUGAUUUGUAUGAUGAAAUCGAGAGGGAAAUUGGAAAAACGCGACCCACUUUCCCCGUGGAUUAUGCCAAGGACGAGCUCAAGAAACUGUGCGGAGCCUACUUAGUUGAGAUUGGGUGGCGCGCUGAAGGCAUGGUUCCGACACUGGAAGAGUACAUGAUCAACGCGUACAACAGCUCCGGUGUGCCCAAAACUUGCACCUCUAAUCUGAUUGGCAUGACACCAGAAAUAGCCACCAGGGAGGCUUUUGAAUGGAUGACUAACGAAUCCAAACUCAUGAAAGCCUGCAGUUUGAUUGGUAGGCUUCAAAAUGACAUUUUCACUCACGAGUAUGAGCGAAAGAGAAAUCAUCCGGCUUCGGCUGCUGAAUGCUACAUGAAACAACAUGGAGCGACGGAGGAAGAAGCAGUUGAAUUCCUGUGGAAAGAGAUUCACAACGCCUGGAAAGAUAUCGCUCAAGAGUAUCAGAAACCAACUCCGAUGCCGGUAGCUGUUACGGAUCGUAUCCUCAAUUUGGCGCGUUCCUGCAACUUGUUCUAUGAGAUUGGCGAUGGCUACACCAACUCCCACCUCAUGAAGGAUCAGCUCACCUCACUGCUCUUCGAUCCUCUGCCCCUUUAGUUUCAAGAAACCAUUAAAUAAUGCCCUACCUAGCCAGUACUCAUGUCAUGUGGUUCACAAAUUAAAUCACAACGCUACCUAGCUCUCUAGCUGCUUCAUUUUACGUUUCUUCUUCUUGCUAGUGGUGGGGUUUUUUUUUUUUUUUGUUGAUGUUAGUUUCAUGCUUCCUUUCCUGGACUGUUAUCACAGCUGUUAUCGUUUACAUUUUCCCUUUUAAUCAAUAAAAAAUUAUAUUGUUAAUCAUGGAUCAUAUACUAAUUAGAAUAUAUUGGAAGAGAUUUCAUCAUGGAUCAUAUACCAUUUACAUCAACAUACCUCUCUCAAAUGAAAGCUGAUUUGUGUGAGGCUUGAGGUUUACACGCUAACAUAACAUAUAGGGGGUCAUCGAGAUUCGAACAUAAGACAUCUCGACCACAAAAAAUUUUGAUAUCAUAUUAAAAAUUAGUUGAUCCAAUAAAUUAACUUAUUAAGACAAGUUCUCCAAAUCAUAUACCAUUUAGUAACACUUACACCUAAACCUAUGUGCAGUGCUCUAGCUUCAUCGAAAAUCUCCCUAGCUAAAUGGUCUAAGCUCGUCUCAAUUCUUGAGCAUUUUCACAAUGUUCUGAGUUAUUGAGAUUAAUUAUUUUGGUUCGUUCACCUUCAUAAAAAAAAUUGAGAUUAAUUAUUUUGCUCAUAACAAUAUUAAAAUGUAUUAUGUAUUUAAAUUGUGAUAAACUCAGUAAACGAACAUGCAAACAUAACUCAUGUGGUGAGUUUUGUUUUAUGCAAACAUUACUCAAAUAAAGUAAGCCUGGGAGUUUAAAUUUUACACCCUGUGAGAUUAUGUAUUUUAAAAUAAACCAUUGAUGUUUCAGCAGGUACUUUGGUUUUAGGUAACCUAAUUCGCCACUUCCCCCUCCACGCACGUACGUUCCCGCUCUUUAUCAUCAAAACGCGGUUUAUUAGGAGUUGGCUAAAAAGUAGAGACACUCAUUAAAAUAUCAUAUUUGAUUAAAAUAUUAAAAAUAACUGAAGUGAAUUUGAUGGAAAUGUAAACGUGUAAUCUUCUUUGAAAUUUAGAUAUAUGUAAUUGAUACCUAAUAUAUUUGUUUAAUUGAUACAUAAAAUAUAUAUCUCUCCAUAAUUAAGUUUUAUGUUAUGCAUUUAUAAUGUACGUGGCUAUCCACAAAUAGUGUGUGAAAGUGGAGACACCUGACUGCAAAUGACAAGUGCCCUUUAUGCUCAGAUAACAUUGAGACCAACUUGCAUUGUCUUAGAGACAGUACUUCGGCAAGAAAAAUAUGGGAGAAGAUGGUUCCAGCCCAGGAGCAGUCUAGAUUCUUCUCGUCGGAUCAAUCUACCUAGUUCAGUUUAAACAUUAAGGGCGAUAUUAGAAAAGCUGAUCAGGAAGUUUGGCCGAGCAGAUUUGCCUUAAUUUGCUGGUAUAUUUGGAAGUACAGAAUUGAGUUUGUUUUAUAGUGAAAGAAGCUAGUUGAGUCGUCGCUCAUCAACUAUGUUAUUUCUAAGGCGAAGGAGUGGUUGGACAUUUGGGAAAGAGCUAACUGCAACUUGACUUCUCUCGAAAAGCCACCACGUGAAGACAGGCUAGUGGGGUGAACGACUCGGUGGCUGGUUGGAGAAAGUUGAACACGGAUGGAGCAUCUCAGGUCGGGUCGGGUUUGGCAACGGCUGGUGGAGUUCUCUGGGACAGCGACAGUGACUGGCUAGGUGGUUUCUGUUGCAAGAUUGGGACUGGCUCGGCUAUCUUAGCAGAAUUGUGGGGAAUCCAUUUGGGUCUCCUAUGGCCUGGAAUCAAGAUACUCAAUUCCU